Molecule: messenger RNA, 3816 nt
Organism: Tachysurus fulvidraco (yellow catfish)
Lineage: Eukaryota; Metazoa; Chordata; Actinopteri; Siluriformes; Bagridae
Gene: ppp1r21
Product: protein phosphatase 1, regulatory subunit 21
Exons: 22
Coding region: 502-2835 (777 amino acids)
Cellular component (GO): early endosome; membrane
Source: RefSeq, a predicted model, not a curated record
CGCUGUAGAGCUAAGCGGAUUUAGCUUAGCUACAAUUUUUCGGUUAGGAUCUCGAGCUCGGUCAGAUUAUCGAAUAAGAAGAAUAUUAUAACUAAUAAAUGAUAAAUAAGUGAACGAAAUCUCUCGAGUUGAUGCUGUGAUACUUUUCUAGGCGAUGUCAUUGAUGUAAAGUGUUAAAUAUUUAAUUUUUUUAUCGUUAGCUAGCUAGUUAGCUUCUUUAGCUAAUACACCGGUUAGUUAUAUGAGCUGACUAGCCUAUUAUUAUUAUUAUUAUUAUUAUUAUUAUUAUUAUUAUUAUUAUUAUUGACCAUUUUCUCUCACAAACUAUUUACUCUUUCUGGCUAAUAUCCGCGUUUUUAUUAGUUAGUUUUUGCUUAAAGCUUCGAGUUUGUUGUAGUAAAGCCAUUCAAAAUAUAUACAAUAAACAUAUUAUAAUAAAUGUAUAAUAAUAAGCGUUAAUUUUCAUCAGUGUUGGUUAUUUAGUUCGUUUUAAUCAUCAUCAUGGCUGCAGAACUUCAAGCAAAAUACACCAAACUGGCUCAGGAGUACUCAAAGCUCAGAGCACAGAAUCAGGUCCUGAAGAAGGCUGUGGUAGAUGAACAAACCAAUUCCAACUCCUUGAAGGACGAGGUGAAGCAGCGAGAACAGAGUCUGCGUAAAGCCGAGCAGGAGAUGGACAGCCUGAGCUUCAGGAACCAGCAGCUGGCCAAAAGAGUGGAGCUCCUUCAGGAGGAGCUGCAGGUCACGGAGGCCAAGAGUAAAAAGGGCAAGAAUAAAGGAGAUUCGCCGUCUCAGCCCAGUUACCAGACGCAGAGCGUGUUCGACGAGGAUCUGCAGAAGAAGAUUCAGGAGAACGAAAGACUUCACAUCCAGUUUUACGAGGCGGACGAGCUGCACCGUCAGCAGGAGGCUCGGCUCCGAGAGAGACUGGAGCAGCUGGAGAAAGAUGGCGAGCAGCACCAGGCUGUGGUGGACGGUCUCGCCUCCAAAUACAUGGACACCAUCGAGAAACUACAGAGCGACAAGGCUCGAUUAGAGAUUAAGGUUCAGACACUGGAGAGAGAGGCCAAGGAGUGCCGGCUCAGGACCGAGGAAUGCCAGCAACAAGUGAGGAAAUAUCAGACAGAGCUGAGCACUCAGCUGAAACACAACAGCAGUGUGAUCCAGGAGAAAGUGCCCUUUAACGACACCAAAUGCAGUGACUACAACAGCUUAAACGUUCCCGCACACAACCGAAGACAUCAGCUGAAAGCUCGAGACGCAGCAGGACAGGCCGUGGGCUUCGUGCAGGAUCUCGUCUCUGCUCUCCUCAACUUUCACUCGUACACAGAGCAAAGGGUUCACAUUUACCCGCUGGACUCAUCUAUAGAACCUGUCUCACCUCUCAAUCAGAAGUUCUCUCAGUACCUGCAUGAGAACGCCGCCUACGUACGCCCCUUAGAGGAGGCCAUGUUGCAGCUGCAUCAGAGCAUCACAGAGGACACAGUUACAGUGCUGGAGACGGUGGGGAAACUGCAGGACUUCUCCAAAUCCUUCUCCACCUACACGAGCUUUCUGCAGAAGAUCCUGCCUUAUCAGUUAAAAAGUUUAGAUGAAGAGUGCGACAUCCCUCUCUGCACUGCGUCUUUGAGCGCUAAGAACCGUGAGCUGCAGAACGAUAUGAAAAGGGUGACCGCUGUGUUUGAGAAACUCCAGAACUACAUCAGUCUCUUGGCCUUACCUAGUUCACGUAUGGAUGCCAUGCCACAAAGCAGCUCCAGCGCUGUCUUCACCCAGCUAGCUGCUUGUUUAUACGGCCUGCACGAUGCCACUCAGGAGCUCUCUAAGCACUACAGUCAGAAGGUGACCCUUGAGCAGGAGCUUCCUAACAUCACUCAGAAGUUACGCACCACUAACGAGUGUUUACUAUCCUCUCUGGCGUCCCUCACCAACAACACAAACAAGAUUGCAACAUUCUUCAACAACAAUCUGGACUUUUUUACCUCAUCGGCCGGGUACGGGCCCAGAGGCGGAAGCGGGAGCCUCAACCCACAGCAGGCACACAGCAUGCUCAGUAACAAAAAGCACGCAUGCCAAUACAUCCUCGCACUCAGGAGGCCGCGUCCCGAGUCCGUCCCGUACACCGAGGCACUGUCUAACCGCCGCAUCCUCACCAGCUCCACCGAGAGUAGAGAGGGUCUCAUGCAGCAGGUGCAGCAGAGUCAGGAGAAAAUCGCUCGUCUGGAGCAGGAGAAGGAGCACUGGCUGCUGGAGGUUCAGCUGGGACGAGUACGACUGGAGAAGGAGAACCAGCGCAUAGCCGAGCUUGAGGCCAGACUGUCCCUGGCCCUCGGAGACGGCAUCGCCGCACCUGCCGUCUCCGUCUCCGCAGGACCAGCCGAGACAGAAAAAGAAGACAGAGAGACGUCUCAAAGCAGCAGUUUGGUCGGAAUUCUCACCGCGACCCCGACGAACGAGAGCGUCGGAGACGAAGAGUCUCGGGAACACUUGAUAAAAACCCACUACAUGGCGCGAGUGGCUGAACUCACCACACAGCUGCAGAUGUCCGACAGCAAGGCCGUGCACUUUCACGCGGAGUGCCGAGCGCUGGUGAAACGUCUGGCCAUUGCAGAGACCUCUCGUGAGGCUCUUACAGAGGGGCUGAAGCAAGCCAAUCAGAACAUCACGUCCCUGCAGGAUGAACUUAGCACGACCAAGAGGAGCUACGAGGACCAGCUGAGCAUGAUGAGCGAUCAUCUCUGCAGCAUGAACGAAACCCUGAGCAAACAGCGUGACGAGAUCGACACACUCAAAUUAGGAAACAAGGGAAACUCCAAGAAGAACAAGGGCCGGUAGUUCGGUUUGCAGUCGUUCAGCGUCGGUGUGAGCAAAAGAGGAGGUGCUGGAACCAGGAAGACACACACACACACACACACACACACACACACACACACACACACACAGAGAGCAGAGACACAGUGAGACAUGAUGUCCGGACCAAACUGACCAAACACUUUGAGCGAGUGGAGAACUGACAUUUCAGCACCUUUAUCUCUUGCUAUCUUGCCAUUUUUUCCCAUGCAGACAGAUUGUUAGCGAUUUGCACAAAUCCCCAAAGCGUGCACAUGGAUCACGCACUGAUCGUACUGCAAGUCUAAUUUACACUCCACACACAUCAUCUAGCUGUUCCUUUAUCAGUCGUUCCUACUUACAGGUCGAAGAGCCGGAUCUGUUUCCGUAGUUACGGAGGACUUUAACACAAGCACAGAAUACAUGCUUACAUCCAUAUGGUUAUAAUAUCACAAUGUAGGAAAUAACAUCCAAAAUUACUUACUGCACCUUUAAUGGAUUUAUAAACAUAUUUACACUUUAUUCUGUACAAGGCUAAAAGUUUUAUGAACUAUUCUAGCGUGUUGUGUAACCGAAGGACUUGCAUUAUAGAGCAUUUUUAACCGUGUACACUGGAGAACGUACCGAACUCUGCCGUAGUGUUGUACAGUUAUGACGCGGUGAAAUAUUACUUUUCUUCCACCGCUAAUCAUUACGCAGCAUUACGAUCUGUUAGUUAACACAAUAACGAGUUUUAUGGCUCAUAACGUUUCGUUUCGUGUCGUAGCUCCCUGCAAAAUAUCAGAACUAUUUAAAAACGACGUAUUACGCAACCCGAGUGAGAGAUGCUCCAUAUUACAUACAUGUUAAUCCAGUACAAGAGACUAAUCCGUACUUCAUUAGUACUUCAGCAUGUAGCCAGAGAUUAUAAUCAGCGACGUAGAGAGCCGUUAAGGUCAAAAGCUCUCACUGUGAUUAGCUGUGAAUGCUAAAUGUUAUAAAUAUGCA